AUGUCAACCCCUCACUAUCGCAAGAUCGAGCUCCAAUCGCCCGCAGACUUUACCUACCUCUACGCCAACACCGUCGCUCUCUCCCGCCAAAAGCUCGAUCUCCAUCUUCCCCCCUCGGCAAACACAAGCGAUGGACCAGAUCCCAUGCGAGAACGCGUGAAGGAAUUGGUCGACCAGUACAUCAAUCAAACAUUCACCACCGCCUCCGCCUCAAUCAGCAUCAACGGCCUCGACUCCUCCUCGUCACAGUUCCCCUUCCCCGCUGCAUUCACGCAACCAACAGAGACAAUCGAGUACGAGCCCUACGAUACCGAGCUCGCGGCACGCGUGACAUCGCUCUACGCCCAGCUGGAGUCACUUACCACCACAGUCGCGCAGUUGAGGCGGGAUGCGCCGGCGCGUGCGGCGAAGGCGUACGCAGAGCAAUUGAAGAAAGCUAUCGAGGAGGACGAGGAGGAUAUGGACGAGGACGAAGAUGUUGACGGUGAACAUGGGACUGAAAAUGAGGAUGGGGAUGGUGAGGGUGAAGAAGACGUCCCUAUGCCUGACGCGAAUGCACAAAUCACGACGCAGAAUGGACCACGCAGGCUGCGCCGGAGACCCUCGAAAUCGAAUUCUGCGCGGUGGAACUUGCAGAUUCCCCUCGGGUCGGAGCAUGAGGCGGAGCGCUGGCGCAGCGGGGAGAUGGCGGAGGUUUAUGACGAUGCGUUGCGGACUUUACUCCGGCUUCAGGGUGAGGUAGUCCCUGGCGAGCAAGUCGAGAGCGGGCCGGAUGGGAAUGCGCUGUCCUCGACGCUGGGCAAGGCUGAACGAGCGGAUCGGGCUGCGGAAGUCGUGGAGAAGAUGUGA
This is a messenger RNA of Aspergillus udagawae, 849 nucleotides long. RefSeq lists its product as uncharacterized. The coding region runs from base 1 to 849 and encodes 282 amino acids. Gene Ontology annotation, biological process: mitotic sister chromatid segregation. Lineage: Eukaryota; Fungi; Ascomycota; Eurotiomycetes; Eurotiales; Aspergillaceae. The transcript is spliced from 2 exons. The record is from RefSeq and is a predicted model, not a curated record. Gene Ontology annotation, cellular component: kinetochore; MIS12/MIND type complex.